CGCCGCCCGAGCCCCAACCUCCCUGGAUCCCAGCGUCACUCCACCACCACCUCAUAUAUCCCACAGCAGCAGCCGCCCAUGCCGCCUAUGCGCGCCUCCGUCCUCCUCCAGGCGCCGGCAGCACGCCCCGCCCCACGCCGCCUGCCACGCGCGCACCUACUCCAAACCGAUGGCUCGUUGGCCUUCCAGGCUGCCGCUGGCUUGUUCUUCCUCUGGCCACCGCCAGCUCACCGGCCGUUCAUCUUCGCCACUUACUGAAGUGGGGCUCUGCUGCCGGAGCACCCUUGACGUUCACAACCACCAUUCCAAGCCAUUCAAUGCCACCACCCCAGGCCGUUCAUUGCUAGCAGCACCAUGGAUCCUGCCCCUCGCCCUAGUAGUUUCAGUUAUCAAUCCCAUAUAUCUUUUAACCAGGUUCAUGGUGAAGCCCAGGGUGCUCGUCGGCGAUCACAAUAAGCAGGCCGUCGAGAAGGAGCUGGGCAACAUGGUGCAGCGGUGUGGCCAGUUCAACUACCUGAAUUGUUUGACAGCAAGUCCAUGUAUUACUACAUAAGAAGUAUAAAAAAUACUGCUUGUGAGAGUUCAUUUAAAUCCUGGUCAGUUCAUCUCCUCAAAACAUAUUUACUUCUUCUCUACCCGUUCUAUCUCCUGAACUGUUCAUGUUGCAUCCUUUCUCUCAUGAUGUGAUGUUAUUGCUCUGUCGUAGGUACAACAUGGUCAUAGAAACAUCAUAUAGCUGACCACUGUGUUUGAUUUUGGUCUGAGCGACCAUGCUAUGCUACCUACAAAACCAUAUAGUUUGAGUUUCCAUGCAUGCUCUUAGUUUUUGUUGUGUGGUUAUGCAUCUCAUAGUUUUUUACAAUGUUACAUUUACUAGCUCGUCAGUCUUCUUUUACCUUCAUGUGCCCUAACUUCUAAAGAUGAAGUAUUACAGUUGCUAGUUUCAAUCUUCUUCUACCUUCUUGUGCACUUCUAAAAGAUGAAGCUAAUAGAGUUGCUAGUUUUGGUGUUACUUUAACUUCAUGUGCAGUAAUAAAAAUACACAAAAUUACCCAUCAGUUCAAAGUGUGCCAAAGAUACAGUCCUAGGUGUGUUGUAGUGCGUGGUUAAUUGGUUACUGGUAUGUGCAAGGCCCGACCGGUGACAGUGAGUAGGCGGCUAGUGUACUAUGGCGAGCAAGGAGACAAACGCAUGGAGCAGAUGUGUGUGGCGAGCCGCUCAUGGCCGAUGCAGCGGCUGUCUCUACUGCUGGGUUCCAGUGCUACCCCGCCAGUCACUGUUGCCCCAUGUUGGGUGUUCCAGAGCUUCAAUGUUUUCAGUUCGUAGUUUGGAUGCUUUUCAGCUCAUCUACUUUCCAAUCAAAAGUCUGAUCAUCUUUGUGUUUCCAUAUUCUGCACAAGAAUCAUUACACAUGCUGGUAUCUCAUCUCUUAGAUUUUUAUUUUUUCAGGAUGCAGCCAAAACCAGAUGUAGCAGUUACAAAAAGGGUGAAAUUGGAGGAUCUACAUUAUUCUUGUUGGACGUUUAGAAAACAAGCAAAAUUUUGAAAGAAAAAAUAAAGUAGACGAAGUUCGUAAUUUUGAAGUUUGUGAUUUUGGCUCAUGGCAGGAGUGACGAUGAAGGAUGUGAAGCUUCACCACCAUUCAAAACUCCAGUAUGGUCCAGUUCGUCAUGAGGAUCCAAAGCUUCAACUUUUAGUACAUCUACUUCCUCAUUAUGGGAGAAGGAAAUCAGUCCAACAGGCGCAUCUAAAGUGAGAUGUCGCGCACCGCCCACUUGUUCUCAAGCUGCCCGUUCUUGUCGUUCCAGCUUGCCAUCAACCACAGUUGUCGCUCAACCCCCACAAUGCAUCCACGACCACACGUAGCCUCCCAUUAUUGUUUCCCACACCAUGCUCUCCUGCGUAUUGGUGGCCUUGAUGAGUUGACUAAUUGGUUGCCGCUCCUGCGUGCUACAGUAUGCCUCUGAGUUGGUCACCAUUUACAUUUUUGUUUUAAGUUCAUCUGUGUUCUUGUUGUCAGUCCGCCUGCAAAUUUGUUAUCGUUGUUAGUUCAUGCCUGUUCUUGUUGUUAGGUCCUGUGUAAGUUUGUUAUCGGUUCAUGUGUAUUGUGUUACUUUUGUUUCUUCAUUAGUACAUAUCCACCAACAACCCGUUCAAUGAUGUAAGCCAGGCAAGUUCGAAAAGAAAUGGAUAAAACAAUGGUGAUGGUGAAAAGAAUACAGACCAUUCAACGAUGUAAGCCA
Molecule: messenger RNA, 2243 nt
Organism: Triticum aestivum (bread wheat)
Lineage: Eukaryota; Viridiplantae; Streptophyta; Magnoliopsida; Poales; Poaceae
Source: RefSeq, a predicted model, not a curated record